This is a messenger RNA of Prosopis cineraria, 594 nucleotides long. Its product is annotated as ethylene-responsive transcription factor ERF095-like. Gene Ontology annotation, molecular function: DNA binding; DNA-binding transcription factor activity. The transcript is spliced from 2 exons. Lineage: Eukaryota; Viridiplantae; Streptophyta; Magnoliopsida; Fabales; Fabaceae. The record is from RefSeq and is a predicted model, not a curated record. Bases 1 to 594 code for a protein of 197 amino acids. Gene Ontology annotation, biological process: regulation of DNA-templated transcription; ethylene-activated signaling pathway.
AUGGAUUACCAGGCCACUUUUGAGUCCGACAUUGUUCUUCUACAGUCAGUCGAGAGCUACCUUCUUGAUGACGACUCCAAUGCUCUCAUUGCAUUUCCAGCCACAUUCGCCGGCAACGCUCCUGUUUGCCUUCAGAGUUCUAGCGGCGGGAUGGCGGCAAACAGCGAUGGCGAGAUUAGCUCUCCGUCUUUCUCGUCGGAACAAGCUAACAUUGAGGUUUUCUGUGCAGAUGCAGCGGGAGUGAGGCGGAGGCCGUGGGGCAAAUACGCGGCGGAGAUUAGAGAGCCAAAGAAGAACGGCGCGAGAGUGUGGCUUGGGACUUACGAGGCUGCUGAGGGCGCGGCUUUGGCUUACGAUCGAGCCGCUUUCAAGAUGCGUGGCUCCAAAGCCAAGCUGAAUUUUCCUCAUCUUAUUGGCUCGAACAUGUCGGAGCCACCAAGCGUGACUGGAAAGCGGCGGCUGCCGGAGUUUAGAGGAGGCAUCAAUGAAAAUGAAGAGGGGAAAGAGCCGAGCGAACAUGCUGAAGUGGGAUACAUACAUGUGAGCCAAGUGAUGGAAGCCAAGCCGUGGAGUUGGGUUGGGGAUGGGUUCUAA